UAGCGGGCGGGAGCAGGAAGCGGGAGGUGCCGCGGGGAGGCGCCGCGCCGCACAGCCCUGCGCCGCGCAGCCCUGCCCUACCCCGCGCAGCUCUGCCUUCCCCUGCCGCCCUGCCCAGCACAGCCCUGCCGCCGGGGCCCGCUCCCGCCCGACACAGUCAAGCCCAGGAGAAGGGUCAUUCUGACCUGUUUCAGAGCCCUGUCAGGUUCCAGAGAAGACGACAGAGGACUACACUCUCCCUAGCCAGCACACUCCUUAGGGUUAAGGGCAAGGUCUUCUGGUCUGAAGCAGAGAGUGACAAGAGCUGAUCUGUCUCUGAAUCUGUCAUGGAACAGAUCAAUGGAUCUGUCCAGAUGGAGCAUGCACUGCUGUAUGCCUUCCUGGAGGUAUCCUCUGACUGUAAGUUCAGAGAGCAACUGCAGUCCCUGAAAAGCCUGAGGACUGUGUAUUCGCAAGGCGGCAUCUGCGAUGAUGAUGAGGCAGAACUUCAGACUGAUGGCAAUCGGAAUGGCCACAUGCAGAAUGGUGGGCUAGUGUUUGACCCUGAGAUAAAUGAAGAAGUGGUCAGGAUCAUUGCUGCUCAGCUUGCUGAGAUUGGAGACCAGUUUGAAAGAGAAAUCGAAGCAAGAGUAGUAAAUGAUCUAGUGCAGCAUUUUCUGAAUGAGAACCUGUCUGGAGAGGAAAUAGCUCGGCGCAUGUCACAGGUAGUGGAAGAGCUUGUACGAGCCAUCCCCUCAGACAUGGAACAGGAGAAGGCCAUGUUGGUGAUAGUAAUGGUCUUGACUAAAAAAAUUGCAAAUACUAUGCCUUCCCUUCUACAGCAUGUCUUCAGCACCACUGUGAACUACAUGAGCCAGCUCCACAACUACAUUGUCAGAAUGCUGCGUGAGUAAGCUCUCCAGCUCUGUGUGGAGAAUGUGGAUUCCUGAAGACUACCUACUUUUAUUGAUGUAGACAAAUAACAUUUUCUGUUCUUAACUUCUGAGAUGCAGCUGUGAAAGGGAGGGUAGAGCUUCAUAGAUAGGCUUUUGUAGACUAGCACAGCAAUAUGAUAGUAGUGUGAGCUGUGUGUCAGCUCUGCCAGUACCUGUAAGGAGUAGUGCUUGCCUUAUCUCAUUUUAUAAUAGUGUUUUUUCUUACCUUAGCAAUAGCAGCCUUUGUGGAGACCAGAGGAAAUGCUGUGAGCACAGAGCCUGCCCUCUCAGUAUUUUAUUUUCUAAUCAGCACUAGCAUUUAGCUUUAGUUAUUCUCUUCCCAGCCCUCCUCCUGGUGCUACUGCUGAGCCAUGCCGAGUGUUAAUUGUUCCCAGGAAGGCUUCAGGCUGUAGAAUGGGUGGUUGAUCAACACAGAUCACUGAGGGGGAAGGGUAAAAAAAAAAAAAAUCAAGUCUGUCUUUAGAGGGAAGCUGGCAGGAAAGUACUCUAAAGGAGGGUUAGAUGUGUUUGGCCAGGACAGGCUGAAGUAAAGAUGCUUCGGUAUCAAUUGUGAGCUACUGCUUGCUUGAAAAAAAACUGAAUGAGAACUUGUAAAGAAAAGGAAGGAAUAGGUGCAGGACAGAUUGUUUCAAGGAACACAACCUGGAUAUACUUGAGGAAAUGUGUUUAGCUUUAGAAUAUCUUGCUGUAAAGAGAAUGUUAUCAGCCUUGGAUCAGGAAGAAUAUAUGAUAUCUCAUGUCUGUGUAUUGUAGUCAUCUCAGGUUCAACAAACUUGAACUCAGGUUGUUUGAUACAUUUGUAAUCACACAGAAGGUGGCAAAUACUUCACCUGUGAUCCAGCUGCCUCAGAAGUUUUGAAGUUAUGUAAAUAUUUUGUGGGGGGUUUUUUAACUUAAAUAAAAUUCAGUUCUCAUGGCAA
Apus apus (common swift) is the source of this 1855-nucleotide messenger RNA. RefSeq names its product BH3 interacting domain death agonist (gene BID). The transcript has 7 exons. Gene Ontology annotation, cellular component: cytosol; cytoplasm; mitochondrion. Bases 327 to 893 code for a protein of 188 amino acids. Lineage: Eukaryota; Metazoa; Chordata; Aves; Apodiformes; Apodidae. Gene Ontology annotation, biological process: positive regulation of extrinsic apoptotic signaling pathway; positive regulation of intrinsic apoptotic signaling pathway; positive regulation of release of cytochrome c from mitochondria. The record is from RefSeq and is a predicted model, not a curated record.